AUGGCGUUAGUUAAUUACGACCGUUCCGACGAGUCUUCAGACUCUGAAGAAGAACAUGAACCCAAAGUGUCCAAUCUUUCGCAAAAGCCUGUACCACCAAACUCGUCAGCACAGUUUACAGAUGCCGUCGAGGCUGAGUAUAAAAUGCGAAUCCCAAAAAAUGCAAAGCCUCUGCUAAAACCCUUGAAUAUUGAAAAGCGAACUUCGAAAUCUGGAAAAGUUCUAAUAACUAUUCAAUCACUAGAAGAGCUAGAUUCAUCGGAUGACAGCGACGAUGAAACUCAGCUGAAACACCAAAAAGCCCGGGAGGAUGAAGAUGAGUUUGUUGUAGAGGAGGAUGGUGACACUGAACAGGGAAAUGGAGAGUCAAAAUACUUCUCCUUUUAUGAUGCCAAAGAAGAAGCGAAACGGUUGGAAGUUCUUGCUCAAUCCACUGUGAUGGCACCAUCUACAGUCCCAACCUCCUCCACAACUGCUCCUCCUAAUGCCAAUGUUCCUAGUUCUGCACCUCCAGGUCUUCCAGUUCUUCCAGAAAAACCAUUUUCCGAUGAGGAUCUCCCCGAACCUGGACAAAAACCAGCAGAGCAUUCGGCAAAGGAGUCGAAUCAAUACGAGAAUGCGGAGGAACCAGAGCCCGUCUGGACAGAAGCCUCCUUUAUUCCCGCCCCAGAGCGCAAGCGGGCCCGCCUCGGUGGAUGUGGGCAACUUCAAAUUGGAGCUGGUUCAUCUGCCGUCAUGGAUGUUAUUGCCUCAGCCAACUCAGAGAUUCGCUCUGUUAGCCAAGAUGAACUGACUGAUGGGGCUGAAUUGGAGUUGCUUAAGUCGAUUACCUCUGACAACCGACCGAAGAAGGUGGAGGCUGAAGCACCAAACAAGUUGGCUUUCAGAAAACACCAGAUCACUUGGUUGGCAUACAAGGCCCAAGAGCAGGAGUAUGAGUUGCAGGAGCAGUGGUCUGAAGCGAGACGAAACCAGUUCAGAAGCCGAUCCAAAUACGGAUUUUAA
Messenger RNA from Dibothriocephalus latus, 1005 nucleotides. The record is from the annotation of a GenBank genome assembly. NCBI's taxonomy places the organism in Eukaryota, Metazoa, Platyhelminthes, Cestoda, Diphyllobothriidea, Diphyllobothriidae.